UCUUACAAGAAGUAGAUCAAAGCCCAAUUGUCUCUUUGAUUUCUCUACUUGUUCUAAAAGAUGUAGUUUACUUGCUACUUGCAGAUCCUUAUGAAGACAUGACAUUGUCUGUCAUAUAUAGAAUCUAAACUCAAACAAGCUAUGUGGUAAGUACUUACCAAUGGCUUCCACCAGCAUUCAAACUGUCCCAUCCUCUUUUACCUCUGCUUUUUCUAAACCCCAACUGGAAUAUGACGUUUUCCUCAGUUUUAGAGGAGAAGACACCCGUUAUAAGUUUACCGACCAUCUAUAUCAUGCUUUGGAUGGUAAAAAGAUUAUUACCUUCAGGGAUGAUAAAGAACUUGAGAUGGGAAAGCCCAUUUCGCUGGAACUCUUGGAAGCAAUCAAGAAAUCGAGGAUUGCGGUCAUCAUUUUCUCUGAAAAUUAUGCAUCUUCCACGUGGUGCUUGGAAGAACUUACAAAGAUUGAUGAAUGCAGGGAUAGAGGGAUAUUGACAGUGUUGCCCAUUUUCUACCAUGUGGAACCUACUGACGUGCGGCAUCAGAAGAACACUUUUGCGGAGGCCUUUGCAAAACAUGAAAAGCGUUUCGAGGAGAACCCAAAAAAGGUGCAGAAGUGGAGAGCUGCUUUAACAAAUGUGGCCAAUCUCUCCGGAAAGCGUUUAAAGGAUGGGUAA
Quercus lobata is the source of this 676-nucleotide messenger RNA. Its product is annotated as toll/interleukin-1 receptor-like protein. Gene Ontology annotation, biological process: signal transduction. The record is from RefSeq and is a predicted model, not a curated record. The transcript has a single exon. Bases 161 to 676 code for a protein of 171 amino acids. NCBI's taxonomy places the organism in Eukaryota, Viridiplantae, Streptophyta, Magnoliopsida, Fagales, Fagaceae.